Molecule: messenger RNA, 2369 nt
Organism: Coniophora puteana RWD-64-598 SS2
Lineage: Eukaryota; Fungi; Basidiomycota; Agaricomycetes; Boletales; Coniophoraceae
Exons: 16
Coding region: 96-1499 (467 amino acids)
Biological process (GO): autophagy; cytoplasm to vacuole targeting by the Cvt pathway
Cellular component (GO): phagophore assembly site
Molecular function (GO): phosphatidylinositol binding
Source: RefSeq, a predicted model, not a curated record
CUCGGCUUUCACUCUGUCCGCUCCUCGACUACGAACACUCGUCCAUCCUCCCUUCUCCGUCAAGGACCCACUCACCGGUUGCCCAUCGCCAAACUAUGUUCGGCGAAGACGAAGAUGUCUUUGAUAGCGUCACCUGGGAUUCACCCUCCGCCCCUCACGAGGCUGACCGUCAUAACGCAGCCCCUACAGGCCCCGGCUUCAGACAGAGCAUGGAUGAGGGACAAGAUCCACAUCAGCCCAAGUGGGAAGGAUAUCUCAUAACCUCCGUUAGAGAUCCAGUCAAGGAAUUGCCAGAGACCAAGGAUGCCUAUGUCUCCUACCUUGUAUCUGCCAAGACCAAUCUCUCGAUGUUCUCUACUUCAACCACGUCAUCUCGAAGGCGAUUUCAAGACUUUGUUUUUCUGAGAGAACAUCUGGUAAAGGAUUUCCCGGCAUGCGUUGUCCCAGCACUUCCAGACAAGCACAGACUCGAGUAUUUAACUGGAGAUAGGUUCAGUCCCGAGUUUAUGGAACGCCGUAGAUUAGACCUCCACCGAUUCCUGCAGCGGAUAUCUAGGCAUCCUACACUCCAGAGGAGUACCCUGCUACGAGCAUUCUUUGAGUCGACGGAAUGGCAUGUGUUCAUGCAUCAACAUCUUGCUCAUCCUCCUGGACCAGAACCUACCCCUGGAUUGAUUGACAACCUAUCAGACACGCUUUUGAACGCGUUUGCACGCGUACGGAAACCUGACGAGCGCUUCCUUGACAUGCGCGAAGGCGUUGACAAGUUUGAAGACAGCCUUGUCCUGUGCGAGCGACUGUGGAAUAGGAUACGCAAUCAUAACAAUGAUGGGAAUCCGGAAUCUGGAGAAGACUUGACUGCGGAUUACCAUGAUCUCGCAGUUGCUGUACAAGGACUUGGCUUCUUGGAGUCAGGUAUCACCGACCCACUUAAUCACUUCUCAAAUACCCUACUGGAGUUUUCGGCACUUUUACGUCAUAAGACGCACACGAUAAACGACCCAUUCUUGGUUCAUCUUCACUCUUUGCUUACCUACUCCCAUGCAAAUCGAGCAGUCCUCAAGCUGCGGGAUCAGAAGCAACUUGAUUUCGAGGAACUGUCGGACUACCUAUCCGGAGUGACGGUUGAACGUGAUCGUCUGUCUGCAGUUAUCAGCGGGCACGCGGGUAGCUCAGGACUGGGACUCAGUGCAUACCUCAAGGACAAGGUCGAUGCUAUACGCGGGGCCGAUGAUGAUCGGAGUCGCGUUGAGAAGAUGCGAAAACUUGAUGUCAGGAUCAAGGAGCUGCAAGAAGCGGUGACGACUGCUCACGAAACCUCCGAUGCAUUCAGCGACGAAACACUCCGGGAGCAAACCGUUUUCCAGUUUGCUAAGGAGGCAGAGAUGAAGGAGAUGUUAUCGAACCUUGCUGACGGAGAAAUCGAGUUCUACCAAUCGGCAAUGGAAGAAUGGGACCGCAUCAUACCCAUAAUCCAACGGAUACGCGUGGACGUUUGAAAGCGCACAUCGACUUGCACAUUGGGACAAUCUUUCACUUCUGUAUUUACGGUUUACGCGGUUUAUGCUGUAUUCUUGUUCUUGUUCGACGUUUUACGCUCAUUCCGUAGUCAUGUCAUGCGACUAAUAAUUAUCAUGUAACAACCGUGGUGAUUGUAUUAUACUGCCUUUUGCUUGCCCUUCUUUUUGAGGUCAACCUUCUCUUUUGUCUUCAACUUCUCUGUCGAUUCUUGUACGGCAAGGGAAAGAUUGAUUAUACCAGUAUCAACCGCUCGCAGCAUAUGGACCUCCGCAUCAUCACUUGCACCAGCGGUCGUAUGCGACUUAUCAGUUGGUAGCCACGGAGGAGGGUUGCUGCCUUGCUUUGCCGUAGGAGCUUUGUUGUCCUUAAGCUCAAGCACUAUUGCAAAUGUGGCAUCAUCCUGUAACUUUAGCAAGCCUAGUUGGGACUCAAGCAUGGCUAGCUUGAUGAGGAACGAACGAAAGUACUGGCCAAGCGUCUGGGCAGACAUUGCAUCUUCGACGCUUGUGUUCUUAUUAUACGACUCGACUUCAAUCAUCGUCCGUAUGGAGAAUAUGAACCGUUCAAGAGGAAUAUCGCCUGCGUCUUUCACAACCAUGACGACUUUGUCCACAGAUCCCAGUACGAGCUCAUCCUUCACUGCCUUGAUGGCCCCUGAGAUGUACUCAUUCAACGCUGGGUGCCGAGAUUGGUAGACGGGAGUGUCAUACUUCUUCCGUCGCACAAAGAGGUCUGCGGGGUAGACUUGACGGACGUAAAGGAUGGUAUGUAUGGCAACCUCAAUGAAUUCUGUUAUGCCGUUAACCGUCUGGUUGAAAGUCAAAGCAGAACCUUCGGGAGCUAUUGAC